UCUCGUCGCAGUGUUUAUUCCUGACAUGCGUGUCUACAUUCAAAUCCAUCACGCGACUGAACGAACUUACAAACUGAGACUUCCACAUGAUUCAGAUGCGCGCGCCGCGCUGCGUUAAUUAAAGACAGGGACACUGUAGUGAUGCCAACGUGCAGAGAGCGUCUGUGUUCAUGCCAACGUGUGUGGGGAAGUUUGAUUGCGGAUUGCUGGUGGAUUCGAGCUUGAAACCCGACCUGCUCCGUUUGACACCGCGGAUGUGUCAAUGUUGAUUCUUGUGCUGUGUAUCGAUGUGAAGACAAACGCGAUGCAUUUCUAUCGAAUAUGCCACCGGGAUGUGUUGAAAUAAAUGACAUUAGUUUAAGGGGAAGCGUUUAUUCUGAAUGCAACUCACGCAGUAUGACUGAAGGAGACGGACAAUGAAGUGACGAUACUGCAACUACGGACUUAUUUCAGUAAUCAUCCCGAGGACUUCGGUGCGAUAAUCGCUUAUAAUUCGCGGUAAUCCGCAACGGUUCAUAUUUUUAUCGGUACUGUGGAAAAUUGUUGUUUUCUUUAAACUCCACUUAGGAGCACACAAAAAUAUUCAGUUUUCUCUUUUCUUUUGUUUUCUUUUUGUUGCAAAAUGUGCUUCGGGUGGUUACAUUUAAUAUAACCGGUUUUAUCGAAGGCAAAAUAUGAUUUAAUUUGACCCAAUCAAUCUGAUUAUACCAGCAAAAGUCAUUUUAAGUGUCAAAGCAAGUAUUAGUCCUAGUGCUAAAAGUAACAACGUUUUCACUUUACUGGAACAUUGAGUGGAUGCUGGAAGACCAUUGUGAAGAUGUUGCGUCUUGACUUUUGUAACUGCACCUGAUAUUUGUUUUGGAGGGAUAUUUGAAACCAUUUUCUAGUGUUUUUACCAACAGCUCAUGAAAACCAGUUGACCAUCCCAACGCUCCUGACCAAGGGCAAAGUUCUUCUCUCCACACAAAAUCUCAGCAUCUGAUUGAUUUAAACAUUCUGGGAGGAAACCCUCAAGAGCCAUGGAUCUUAAGACUGAAUCUGAUGACAACCUGGAUUGUCAGCAGCCGGUGCCCAUUGAGGUUUUCGCCAGCAGGUCCACGCUGCACGGCAUCUCGCACAUGUUCAGUUAUGAACGGCAGUGCAUUAAACGAUGCAUCUGGAUCAUAUUUUUCCUGGGGUCGUUUUCGUUCCUAGUGCUGGUGUGCGUGGACCGCAUCACAUUUUAUUUCCAGUAUCCUCAUGUUACUAAACUGGACGAGGUCACGGCACCAAUGAUGACGUUUCCCGCCAUUACAUUCUGCAACCUGAACGCUUUCCGCUUCGGCCGCGUCACGCGCAACGACCUGUACCACGCGGGCGAGCUGCUCGCGUUGUUAAACGGCAGGUAUGAAAUCCGGGACACACACCUGGUGGAAGAGAGCGUUCUGAUGACGCUGAAGGAUAAGGCGGACUUCUCCAACUUCAAGCCCCGCCCCUUCAACAUGCGCGAGUUCUACGACCGAUCGGGUCACGACAUUAAAGAAAUGCUGCUGUCGUGCUACUACAGAGGAGCCGAAUGCAGCGCGGAAGACUUCAGUGUGAUUUUCACCCGCUAUGGAAAAUGCUACACUUUCAACUCGGGUCAGGACGGACGGCCGCUGAUGAUCACGAUGAAGGGAGGGAUGGGCAACGGCUUGGAAUUAAUGCUGGAUAUCCAACAGGAUGAGUACCUGCCCGUGUGGGGAGAGACCGAUGAGACGUCAUUCGAGGCGGGAAUCAAAGUUCAGAUCCACACACAAGACGAGCCGCCGUUCAUCGAUCAGCUGGGAUUUGGAGUGGCUCCAGGUUUCCAAACCUUUGUGUCCUGUCAGGAACAGCGGUUAACGUAUCUUCCUCCGCCGUGGGGUGAUUGCAAGUCUACACCCAUGGACUCUGAUUUCUUCAGCUCAUACAGUAUCACGGCCUGCCGCAUCGACUGCGAGACGCGCUAUCUGGUGGAAAACUGCAACUGUCGCAUGGUGCACAUGCCUGGUGACGCUCCGUACUGCACUCCGGAGCAGUAUAAGGAAUGUGCAGAUCCAGCUCUUGAUUUUCUGGUGGAGAGAGACAAUGACUACUGCGUGUGCGAGACGCCCUGCAACACGACGCGUUAUGGCAAAGAGCUGUCCUUCGUCAAGAUCCCCAGCAAAGCCUCAGCCAAAUACCUGGCUAAGAAGUUCAACAAGACGGAGCAGUACAUCGCAGAUAACAUUCUGGUCCUGGACAUCUUCUUUGAAGCGCUGAACUACGAGACCAUCGAGCAGAAGAAAGCGUACGAGUUAGCCGGACUUCUCGGUGAUAUUGGCGGGCAGAUGGGGCUGUUCAUUGGCGCCAGUAUCUUAACAAUCCUGGAGCUCUUCGACUAUCUCUAUGAGGUGAUCAAGUACAAACUGUGUCGCUGUGCUAAGAAGAAACAUCAGCGGAGCAACAAAAAUGACCGAGGAGCUGUUCUCAGUCUGAACGAUGUGAAUCGUCACGUUAGCUCCCUGUGACAACCUUCGAACCCCGUCUAACUACCCAGCUAACAUGCUACCUCACCAUCCCGGCCAGGGCAACUUUGAAGACUUUACCUGCUGAAGAUCGGCCAGCCUGCCAGAACAUGACCAAAGCUGACCACAUUAUAACCCCGAACAUUACAAAACCCCUCCAACAGGAGAAACCACCAGACACUGGAAGAACAACAUGGCUUUUGACGCUUUCCUGAACAUUUCAAGGAAAUACUGCCUCAAAAACUAAAUUCCUAAAAAGCCUCGCCAGUUUGGAUUACACGCAACGUGACUCGGACAUCGCGCAGCCUCUCGCGGCUGGACCCUGAUGCCUUUUGUGUACAUAGCGACAAAACUGUCUUCAUACGAGUGGCUUAUGUAGGUCUGUAGAUAAAUAUAGCGUGUAUUCACUGUAUGUAGCCUUAUUAGUCUCCUGAAUUCCGAUUGGACCAAUCCAGCCUCUGUGUAUUUCAUGAGAUUGUAAUUUUGUGCGUCUUCGGGGAAGUAUGGCAUUGCGUUUAGCUGUAUGAUCGUGCCAUGUGCAUUCCAUCUUGUAAAUGCAUGCUGGUCCUUUGCAUGUUUUUAGUUUCAUUUAGACUUCAUCAUUAUUAUCGCCAAGUUUGCCUCAAUUGUGUACAGGUGUUGGACGAUGGCAAAGCCCCGUUUUUGUGUGUGCGUGCGCAGGUUUUGCUGUCCUUGAAGGAAUUCCUGAAAAUGUCCCAACGAGAAUAGUGAAAAGGCGAAGAAAAAAAGCAUGUGGAUUUCCAUCCACAAAAAUGGUAAAAUUGGAAAAACGGCUCACAAGAUAUUAAAUAAUGUCUUCAUUUACAUCUAAAAAUGCCAAAAGAUGUGUUUUAGAGUCGGGUCUUUAGUAAUUAUAAUUAGCCCCCCAAAAGUAUUUGUCGACUUUUUAUCCGCAUUUAAAUGUGUCUGAAUGUCUUUGCAUUAUAUAAUAAAAUAUUAAUGCAAGUGAUGUUUAUUUUCCAAAGAAAGCAGAGUAUGAUCUCUGAAAGGAGGAAUUUAGAAUGUGUGUGUGUGUGUGUGAGUGUGCGUGCGUGAGUGAGUGUGCGUGUGUGUGUGUGUAUAUGUGAGUGUGUGUGAGGGAGUGUGAGUGUGUGUGAGUGAAUGUGUGUGAGUGUGUCAGUGAGUGUGCGUGUGUGUGUGUAUAUAUGUGAGUGUGAGUGAGGGAGUGUGAGUGUGUGUGAGUGAAUGUGUGUGAGUGUGUCAGUGAGUGUGUGUGUGAGUGAAUGUAUGUGAGUGUGUCAGUGAGUGUGUCAGUGAGUGUGUGUGUGAGUGACUGUGUGUGAGUGUGUCAGUGAGUGUGUCAGUGAGUGUGUGUGUGUGUAUGUGUGUGCGCGUGUGUGUGCUAGUGUAUGUGUGUGUGUGUGUGUGAGUAAAUGUAUGUGAGUGUGUCAGUGAGUGUGUGUGUGAGUGUGAGUGAAUGUAUGUGAGUGUGUCAGUGAGUGUAUGUGUGAGCGUGAGUGACUGUGUGUGAGUGUGUCAGUGAGUGUGUCAGUGAGUGUGUGUGUGUGUAUGUGUGUGCGCGUGUGUGUGCUAGUGUAUGUGUGUGUGUGCGUGAGUGAAUGUGUGUGAGUGACGUGUGUGUGUGUGUGCGUAUGAGUGUGUGUGUGUGCGUGUGUGUGCAUGAGUGAAGGUGUGUGAGUGUGUGUGCGUGAGUGUGAGUGACUGUGUGAGUGAGUGUGUGUGUCAGUGAGUGUGCGUGUGUGAGUGAUAUGUGUGUGUGUAUUAUACUUCACAUUGUAUUCUGUUCAUGAACUGUGUGUUAAACAACUUAAUUUUAUUUGAAUUGUGUAAUUGCUGAAAUGUAUUUUUUGAUGUUGCAAACAUCAUAUCAAAGCACAAACGAGACCACUGAUAUGUAAAGGUGACAUUAAAGAAUGAUAAAUAUAGUAUCAGUGUGAUAAUCAUGAUAGUCAGCAGAUUCAUUAUCCUGUUCAUCUUUUUAUUAUUAUUACAAAUGUAGUUCAGUCGGCAUAUUUGCAGAUAAUGGGCUGUUCAUGAAGGUAUA
Messenger RNA from Xyrauchen texanus (razorback sucker), 4533 nucleotides. Its product is annotated as acid-sensing ion channel 1-like. The transcript has 11 exons. Gene Ontology annotation, biological process: sodium ion transmembrane transport. The record is from RefSeq and is a predicted model, not a curated record. The coding region runs from base 1020 to 2510 and encodes 496 amino acids. Gene Ontology annotation, cellular component: membrane. Lineage: Eukaryota; Metazoa; Chordata; Actinopteri; Cypriniformes; Catostomidae.